Molecule: messenger RNA, 834 nt
Organism: Camellia sinensis
Lineage: Eukaryota; Viridiplantae; Streptophyta; Magnoliopsida; Ericales; Theaceae
Source: RefSeq, a predicted model, not a curated record
AUGGCGUUCUUUGAUUCAAUCAGGUUCUGUGAAAAGCGUUCAACGAAACAAAGUUCUAAUUUGUGGAAGUUGUUGCUUAAUCGGAUUAUCGAUGAUUUGUUCUUGUGCAAUCCGCUCACCGAGUGUUUGAGGAAAGUCCUCUCAUAUCAUUGGUUGCGGGAUAGUGGCUACGGUGUUGUUUCUGGGUUUUGCUUUGACUCCUCGAAUAAUGAGUACAAGGUUGUAAUGGCGCUUUCUCAUGAGACUCCAAGUUACGAUGGAUUGGUUGUAAUUGGUAGUUUUCGAAGCAAAACUUGGACAAUUGUUCACUUCCCAUACUGUGUUUCUAGUGUGAAAUCGGGUCCUGUUGUGAAUGAAAAUCUACAUUGGUUUGCUUCUAAAGAAAGUUGGGGUCACUUCUUUGCACCCCAUCAAAUCAUUUACUUCAAUCCAUGGAAGAAUAUGUUCAAGAAGUUACCAAGGCCACAACCUAAGGAUAGAGAUGGAGAUAUUCUACUCAGUUUAGAGAUUUUAGAAGGAUGUCUUUGUAUGGUUCGCUCUUGCGAGCACCCAACCGAUCAUGUGGAUAGAGUUGAGGUGUUGGUGAUAAAGAAAUAUGGUAUCCAAGGAUCUUGGACUACCAUGUUCAUUCUAUCGAAUUUGCCUAACUUGCAUAUUUAUGAUAAUGUCGUACCAUUGUGUUUUACAAAGAAUGGUGAGAUUCUAAUGAAAAUUGGCAAGAACCAUGUAAGAGCAUAUAAUCCUAACGACAACUCGCAAAGGGAUAUUAGGAUUCCAACCGAGUCACUAUUUCUAUCACUACAACAAAACUGGAUUUUUACGGCUUUACAUUAA